ACACCCAGCUGCCUGAGACCCUCCUUCAACCUCCCUAGAGGACAGCCCCACUCUGCCUCCUGCUCCCCCAGGGCAGCACCAUGUGGCCCCUGUGGCUCUGCUGGGCACUCUGGGUGCUGCCCCUGGCUGGCCCCGGGGCGGCCCUGACCGAGGAGCAGCUCCUGGGCAGCCUGCUGCGGCAGCUGCAGCUCAGCGAGGUGCCCGUACUGGACAGGGCCGACAUGGAGAAGCUGGUCAUCCCCGCCCACGUGAGGGCCCAGUAUGUAGUCCUGCUGCGGCGCAGCCACGGGGACCGCUCCCGCGGAAAGAGGUUCAGCCAGAGCUUCCGAGAGGUGGCCGGCAGGUUCCUGGCGUCGGAGGCCAGCACACACCUGCUGGUGUUCGGCAUGGAGCAGCGGCUGCCGCCCAACAGCGAGCUGGUGCAGGCCGUGCUGCGGCUCUUCCAGGAGCCGGUCCCCAAGGCCGCGCUGCACAGGCACGGGCGGCUGUCCCCGCGCAGCGCCCAGGCCCGGGUGACCGUCGAGUGGCUGCGCGUCCGCGACGACGGCUCCAACCGCACCUCCCUCAUCGACUCCAGGCUGGUGUCCGUCCACGAGAGCGGCUGGAAGGCCUUCGACGUGACCGAGGCCGUGAACUUCUGGCAGCAGCUGAGCCGGCCCCGGCAGCCGCUGCUGCUACAGGUGUCGGUGCAGAGGGAGCAUCUGGGCCCGCUGGCGUCCGGCGCCCACAAGCUGGUCCGCUUUGCCUCGCAGGGGGCGCCAGCCGGGCUUGGGGAGCCCCAGCUGGAGCUGCACACCCUGGACCUCAGGGACUAUGGAUAUGUUUAUUCAUCUUCUCACAAAUAUCCAGCUUUUAGAACAUAGUGAGAGCUGGAUCAUAAACCUCCCUCCCAGGUGCCCACUAAGCUGUGCCCCAGGCCUUCUGACUUCAGCCUCCCAGAUGACCUCUGACCCUGCUCUCCUUGCCCACACAGAGCUCAGGGCGACUGUGACCCUGAAGCACCAAUGACCGAGGGCACCCGCUGCUGCCGCCAGGAGAUGUACAUUGACCUGCAGGGGAUGAAGUGGGCCAAGAACUGGGUGCUGGAGCCCCCGGGCUUCCUGGCUUACGAGUGUGUGGGCACCUGCCAGCAGCCCCCGGAGGCCCUGGCCUUCAAUUGGCCAUUUCUGGGGCCGCGACAGUGUAUCGCCUCGGAGACUGCCUCGCUGCCCAUGAUCGUCAGCAUCAAGGAGGGAGGCAGGACCAGGCCCCAGGUGGUCAGCCUGCCCAACAUGAGGGUGCAGAAGUGCAGCUGUGCCUCGGAUGGGGCGCUCGUGCCAAGGAGGCUCCAGCCAUAGGCGCCUGGUGUAUCCAUUGAGCCCUCUAACUGAACGUGUGCAUAGAGGUGGUCUUAAUGUAGGUCUUAACUUUAUACUUAGCAAGUUACUCCAUCCCAAUUUAGUGCUCCUGUGUGACCUUCGCCCUGUGUCCUUCCAUUUCCUGUCUUUCCCGUCCAUCACCCAUCCUAAGCACUUACGUGAGUAAAUAAUGCAGCUCAGAUGCUGAGCUCUAGUAGGAAAUGCUGGCAUGCUGAUUACAAGAUACAGCUGAGCAAUGCACACAUUUUCAGCUGGGAGUUUCUGUUCUCUGGCAAAUUCUUCACUGAGUCUGGAACAAUAAUACCCUAUGAUUAGAACUGGGGAAACAGAACUGAAUUGCUGUGUUAUAUGAGGAAUUAAAACCUUCAAAUCUCUAUUUCCCCCAAAUACUGACCCAUUCUGGACUUUUGUAAACAUACCUAGGCCCCUGUUCCCCUGAGAGGGUGCUAAGAGGAAGGAUGAAGGGCUUCAGGCUGGGGGCAGUGGACAGGGAAUUGGGAUACCUGGAUUCUGGUUCUGACAGGGCCACAAGCUAGGAUCUCUAACAAACGCAGAAGGCUUUGGCUCGUCAUUUCCUCUUAAAAAGGAGGAGCUGGGCUUCAGCUCUAAGAACUUCAUUGCCCUGGGGAUCAGACAGCCCCUACCUACCCCUGCCCACUCCUCUGGAGACUGAGCCUUGCCCGUGCAUAUUUAGGUCAUUUCCCACACUGUCUUAGAGAACUUGUCACCAGAAACCACAUGUAUUUGCAUGUUUUUUGUUAAUUUAGCUAAAGCAAUUGAAUGUAGAUACUCAGAAGAAAUAAAAAAUGAUGUUUCA
Homo sapiens (human) is the source of this 2175-nucleotide messenger RNA. RefSeq names its product left-right determination factor 2 (gene LEFTY2). The transcript has 4 exons. NCBI's taxonomy places the organism in Eukaryota, Metazoa, Chordata, Mammalia, Primates, Hominidae. The coding region runs from base 81 to 863 and encodes 260 amino acids. The record is from RefSeq and is a predicted model, not a curated record. Gene Ontology annotation, cellular component: extracellular region. Gene Ontology annotation, molecular function: growth factor activity; transforming growth factor beta receptor binding.